This is a messenger RNA of Mycotypha africana, 1517 nucleotides long. Its product is annotated as eukaryotic integral membrane protein-domain-containing protein. The record is from RefSeq and is a predicted model, not a curated record. Bases 199 to 1317 code for a protein of 372 amino acids. Gene Ontology annotation, cellular component: Golgi apparatus; membrane. Lineage: Eukaryota; Fungi; Mucoromycota; Mucoromycetes; Mucorales; Mycotyphaceae. The transcript is spliced from 7 exons. Gene Ontology annotation, biological process: retrograde vesicle-mediated transport, Golgi to endoplasmic reticulum.
GUCAUCUCAAUUUUAAUUUUGAAUCACGUGAGCCUUUAGAACGCGUUCUUUUUCUCUUCCUUUUCUUUUCAACUGCACCCCAUUUUACUCUGCCUGAUGACUAUUUGGGUGUAAAAUCUCAUUGGGCCCCUUUCCCAAAAGAAAAAUUUAUCUCUUUUCUGUUUUCCCGUUUCUUUGCAUCCGUCGAUAAAAAGAGAAAUGGCAAUAAAAACAAUCAUAGCCAAUGUGCCACCUUUAACAAAAUCGUUAAUGACAGCCGUCAUCAGUUUCUCCCUGGCUGCCUAUAUUUAUGUGUACAGAUUACGAUCAGAAGCAGACAUCGAUACAAUACCCUUAAAUAUAUGCCCAUUUAUUGGCUUAAUACCCGGAUUUGCCUUUUACGCACCAUGGACUUUGUUGACCGCUUUUUUAUACGAAGAUAAUCUAUUAUCGCUCCUCUUCAGUUUAGUAGUUAUUCUGUUUUGCGGAAAAUACUUGGAAAGAGUUUGGGGAUCCAAAGAAUUACUGAAAUUUAUAGUGGUGGUGGGUUUGACAACCAACGUGAUCACUUGGGUGGCGAUACUGCUUACUUAUUAUCUGUCAGCAAACGAUGCCUAUUUAUAUCAACUUCAAAUCAAUGGCAUGGCUGGCGUGUUUUCAGGCUUCUUAGUAGCUUUUAAGCAUUUAAUACCUGAGUAUCGUAUUGCCAUCAUGGGCGGUAAAAUAUCCAUACGUGUCAAGAAUCUGCUGGGUGUAGCCACUCUCGUCAGUAUUCUAAGCCUUGUCUUGUUCAAAGCCAUGGUCUUUUAUAACCUUGUCAAUCUUGGCUGGCUCGUGGCUUGGGUUUAUAUUCGUUUUUUCAAAUACCAAGACGGUCUUCAGGGUGAUCGUAGUGAAGCCUUUGCCAUUCAAACCUUUUUCCCAGAGUUUUUACAUCCCAUUGUCUUGUUGAUCUCCAAUACCGUCUAUGGUAUUUUGGUGAAAUUCAGACUAUGUAGACCAGGACCACGAUCCUAUCAUGAUGUAGAAUUAGGCAAUUUAUUAAAUCCAAUUCCUGGAUCUGCGCGUGCAGAAGCAGAAAGAAGAAGAGCAUUGGCAUUAAAGGCAUUGGAUAUGCGUUUAUCACACAAAGGAUCAUCCAACAAUGCAUCCCAAGCUGCUUCAUCAACGGCCACAACAACAGCAGCAGCAGCAACCUCCCACGAGGCACCUUCAUUAGCUCGACCAGAAACCAUUCUUUUCGACGCAGAGACAGGAAGCAUUAGUAAAUCAUCACCUCCAUCAUCACCUGUCAUGACGCCAUUCAAUAGUGUAACCAUUCCUACCCACAAAGAUUAAAUCAUGCUUGUUGUUGUAGCUUUAGACACAAAGCCUUUUUUUCUUUAAAAUGAAUGUGCCUGCAGGAAGCAAAUGAUAUCGAUGUACAUUAUGUAAAAUGCAAGAAAAAAGUAAAAAAGAGUGACUUUCUUUUUUUCUUGCCUCGUUUGCAUGUGAAUGGUUUGCUCGUCAAAGUGGAAAAAAAAAAAAAAAAAAAAAAA